AUGUCUGGCUCUUGGAAAAUCAGUAUUUUUAGUGCCUUUAAUGGUUAUAAAAUACAGAGGAACACAUUACGAAAAGCUCUAUUAGAUGCUAAAAUUAAAAACUUUACCAUUCGUUCAAAUAGGGACGAAACCAAAUUGUAUUUGGACAUCAAACCAGAUUACGAAGCUGCAAUACAUGUCCUAAAUGUCAGCGAUGAAAUUCAUUUUCACACCUACUCCCCACGCGGUUCAAGGCCGCUUAAUAAAUUUAUCAUUAAAGGUCUGGACCUUGACCAUGACCUUGAUUCAAUUACUGAAACCCUCCAAGCCCGCUUACCCGGACUCAAAUCUGUAUGGAGGAUGAAAAAGACCGACGCAGAUGGCUUCAAAAUAGAACUGCCACAUAUUAUAGUCACGACAGACCCUGACACUACCAUUGACAACCUCAAAGCAUGCAGGCUCAUGCUGGAAGAAAUACAGCACCAAACCCCAGACAAGAUCAAAAGGGUAAAGCAUCACAAGCUCCGCCCACCACCUCAAGACCCGACUCUUAUGCGGGAGUAG
Messenger RNA from Nezara viridula (southern green stink bug), 543 nucleotides. The record is from the annotation of a GenBank genome assembly. Lineage: Eukaryota; Metazoa; Arthropoda; Insecta; Hemiptera; Pentatomidae.